This is a messenger RNA of Hydatigera taeniaeformis, 480 nucleotides long. The record is from the annotation of a GenBank genome assembly. NCBI's taxonomy places the organism in Eukaryota, Metazoa, Platyhelminthes, Cestoda, Cyclophyllidea, Taeniidae.
CGCUAUCCAGGAAAAGGUAGUAAUCUGAUUGCACCGGGUCUCUCGUGCUCCUUUUUGGUGAAAUUAGUCUCGUCUGAUCUUCAAGACGAUGUGUGUGAAACACUUCGAAUUUUUUACCGUCCAGAAGAAGAACCUCUGAAAGUGCGGAUUUUUGCUAAAAGGGAAGAAGAGUACAUUAAUUUAACUCUAGUUCCUCAAGUGGUCGAUAUGGGCCUUUGUCUAGUGAAUUCAUCAUUAAGUAAGAUGGUGCCCUUUAACCUUUUCUCACAAAAACGUGCACGCAUAUUUCUCUGCCCCGAUUUCGAUGGAGUGUUCGAUGUUUCACCAAGUGAAUUCGAACUUGUUCAUGAAAUGGCAACAGAAGCUCAAAUUAAAUUCAGACCUGUAGUUAGUGGAGAAUUUCAAACUACAAUUCAAGUUGAAUCCGAAAAUCGACACGUUGGAGAGAUUAUGUGUCAUGGUACGAUGUGUUUGGGAUAG